UUCAAAUUUGUUUCCACGACAACAUCUUUUUAUCAGAUUCACAAUGGUAAAGAGCAUCUGGUUCUUGGUAAAGAUUUGAGCAGAUACAACAAUAAAUGUGGCCGUUAGAACACAGAAUUGAUCGAUCAAAUGAAUGAUCAGUUAGGCAGAUGAGCCAAAUACCAGAGAAAAAAAUCAUGGCUGAACCAAAGGGGUUCUGCUCCACCGGUCGACGACGAAACUCGAGAGCCAACAGUCGAAACAUCAGGCCUCCGGCAUGCUCGCUUCCGCCUGAAAUAACCUCCGGCCAAGCGCCGCCUGGAAAGCGCGCCGUCCUCUGCUGUGUUAGCUACAAAAAUCAGAAGUUCGAGCUUAAGGGUACCUCCCACGACCUCAAGAACAUGAUGGAUUUAUUAGUCGGCCAGUUCGAUUUCCCCCGCAGCUCUAUCCUGGUCCUCGCAGAAAAAGAGCCGUACAAACCUCCGACAAGGGCAAACAUGGAGGCAGCCUUUCAAUGGCUGACGAGGGGAAUCCAAGCCGGGGACUCAUUGGUGUUCUACUUCUCGGGGCACGGCCUGAGACAAAGAGGAUUACACGGCGACGAGGUUGAUGGAUUCGACGAAUCCAUCUGCCCUGUCGAUUUCGAAACGAACGGAGUGAUUCUGGAUAACUACAUUAACAAAACAUUAGUCGAGCCAAUGAUCGAAGAUGUCAAACUGCACGCGAUCAUCGAUUCUUGUCACAGCGGGACUGUUCUCGACUUGCCGUACGUGCACAACAUGAACACAGGAGAAUGGGACGCGAACCAUAUAUCGUCUAACCAUUUCAAAGGCACGCGCGGAGGAAAGGUUAUCAGCAUUAGUGCCUGCGAAGAUUAUCAACUCGCUGCAGAUACAUCGGGCUUCUCACCAACGAAAGAAAUGAGCGGAGCUAUGACAUGGACGUUCGUAAAAGCUGUUCGAAACAACAGAAAUAUAACUUACCAAGGGAUACUUGACGAUAUGCAUGCCUCCCUCAAGCAAGACGAUAAAGUCGGAUGUGUAGGUGCCGGACUUCGGAGAGUUUUCCAGCGCAAGAUCUUACAGGAUCCUCUGCUUUCCUCAUCCCACGUGUUCAACACAGACACAAAGUUCGUUCUCUGAUCAUGGAGAUGAUUGGGAUACUGAUGGUUGGAACACUCUACAACCUGCAACCUAGUGGCAGAAAGAAGACUUUCUUGUGUCUACUGCAAAAGGUUUCAUCUUCUCAGAAGUUCUUUUUGUAUUUCUGUAGACAAGCUUCAAAUAAUCAUGUUGAUUACAAAUAAUGUACACCGGAUUCCUCAGAA
This is a messenger RNA of Andrographis paniculata, 1306 nucleotides long. Its product is annotated as metacaspase-1-like. The record is from RefSeq and is a predicted model, not a curated record. The transcript has 5 exons. NCBI's taxonomy places the organism in Eukaryota, Viridiplantae, Streptophyta, Magnoliopsida, Lamiales, Acanthaceae. The coding region runs from base 150 to 1121 and encodes 323 amino acids. Gene Ontology annotation, biological process: proteolysis. Gene Ontology annotation, molecular function: cysteine-type endopeptidase activity.